AUGACAUUGCUUUUGGGCCCUCCAUGUUCCGGAAAAACCACCCUCUUGUUGGUCUUGGGUGCAAAACUUGAUCCAAAAUUAAAGUUUUCUGGAAAGGUGACUUAUAAUGGUCGUGGGAUGGAUGAGUUUGUACCCCAAAAAACUGCUGCUUAUGCCAAUCAAAAUGAUCUUCAUGUUGCAGAGUUGACAGUCAGAGAAACCUUGGCCUUCUCAGCAAGAGUCCAAGGAGUUGGAACUCGUUAUGAUUUGCUUGCAGAAUUGUCCAGAAGAGAAAAAGAGACAAAUAUCAAGCCUAAUCAAGAUAUUGAUGUCUACAUGAAGAUUUUAGGACUGGAGGUCUGUGCUGAUACUAUUGUACGAAAUGCAAUGUUAAGGGGGAUAUCUGGUGGACAAAGGAAACGUGUUACAACAGGGGAGAUGCUGGUUGGACCAACUAAUGCUUUAUUCAUGGAUGAAAUAUCUAUUGGGGUCAGAAAGACUUUGAAUUCAGAGUUAUGGCAUGCUUUUGCAGGGCUUCUUGUGUCAUUACCCCAAGUUGGGAGUCUUGUGUUUUACUUCCCUCAGGGACAUAGUGAGCAGGUGGCAGCUUCUACUAGAAGAACAACAACAUCACAGAUUCCAAACUACCCCAAUCUUCCAUAUCAGUUGCUGUGUCAAGUUCAAAAUGUCACACUUCAUGUGAGUGUUGGGUGCUGGUUGACUUGA
Glycine soja is the source of this 705-nucleotide messenger RNA. Its product is annotated as ABC transporter G family member 32-like. The record is from RefSeq and is a predicted model, not a curated record. The coding region runs from base 1 to 705 and encodes 234 amino acids. Gene Ontology annotation, molecular function: ATP hydrolysis activity; ATP binding. The transcript is spliced from 7 exons. Lineage: Eukaryota; Viridiplantae; Streptophyta; Magnoliopsida; Fabales; Fabaceae.